Rhineura floridana is the source of this 3133-nucleotide messenger RNA. RefSeq lists its product as uncharacterized. NCBI's taxonomy places the organism in Eukaryota, Metazoa, Chordata, Lepidosauria, Squamata, Rhineuridae. The transcript has 4 exons. The record is from RefSeq and is a predicted model, not a curated record. Bases 1 to 753 code for a protein of 250 amino acids.
AUGGAGGCUUCGGAUGGCCCUGCACAAGCAGGGAGAUCUUCCAAGCGCCCGGCAGAGCAAGAGGGGCCCCCCCAGCUUCAAGUGGAGCAGCAGGCCAACCCGCAAAGAGCCUGUCGGCGGGGCAGCCGUCGCGCCCUUGGCACGGUCCGACGGGGCCAGGGCGCCCAGGCCCGGCUCAAGCAAGCAAGCGCUGGCUGCCCGCUCGCCCUCUGCCGGGCUCUGAAAGGGCUUCUGUAUCGUGAAGGGGGGGGAUCUAGCCCUCCCCUCCCCUGGGCGCGCACCAGGAGCUUCGCGGGCCAAGCCAAGCGCGGCUUCCUGAGCAGCGUCCGGGAGAGGAAACGCCGCCAGGAGCAGCAGCAACAAGGGAGGUCGCGGCCGGUAAAAAUAACCGGGCUAUAUAAGGGCUGCCCAGGAUCCCCUCGCUCGCUCGCUCGCUCGUGCACGGAGGAGAAGGCGGCGCAGCGCUGGCUGCAGGCGAAGGCAGCGGCCGCCGAGGGCCGGGCAGCGGGGCAGGUGCCUGGCGAGGGGGCCCGACCGGCAAGGCUGCCCGCCUGCGUUCUCCUCCGUGGAGAGGGCGCGGGCGCGUGGGCCGCCGCACUGGAGCACCCCGGGUCCCGGCGCCAGUCCAUGGUAUGCUCAAAGCUCUCCAACACCACAUUUCAAAGCAGGCCCAGCCAGCCGCUGAUUCACACUUCCACGAAUUCAAGCCGGGAACAGGCCGGCCAAGGCAGGUGCUGCCAACUCCAUCACUGACUCAGCUCUCGGUGCCACGACACAAGCCCAGCCUCCCAAGGAUGGAGGGGCAGCGCUUCAUGAGGCCUUCACUGCUCUUUGGCCUCCAGUGCUUCUUGGCACGCCAGCCUGCUCUUGCAAAACGGGCUUCCAAGCUGCAGCCGGUACAGAACUUCUGCACCUCCCCUGACGGUAGGUGCAAGUCAAAGCGAGCGCCAGUCACCUUAGCACAGUGUUUGGUCACUGUGAGGCCAAGUGACGGAGCAGCGUCUCUCCGUAGUGACUGGCUCAGUUCGAAACAUCCCGCUGAUGUGGGAUCUGUGUUAAUGGAGCUCUCAAAGGUGUUUCUUUUCCCUCUGACAAUGCUAGGCUCUCAGGCAGGCAGUGGGUUUAGAACAGGGAGAAGACAGGCCGCCUUCAAGCAGAUGCACAGUGGAUUACCCAGGAACUGCCUUAGUAUAGCUAGCUCAGCACAGUCUGUGCUGAUUGGCAGUUUCAGGCCGGGGGUCUCUCCCAGAGACACCAGGAAGUGAACCUGGGGCCUUUGCAUGCAGUGCAGAUGCUAUACCACUGAGCUGCAGCCUGUCCCUUCUAUGGUGAUGGCCACUGGCACAGGUGACUUUCAAAGGGGCUCAGACACGUUCAUGGAGAACCUCCAUGCACAGAGGUAGCAAAUCUGGGAAUGUCAGGUGCUUCUGGGAAUGGGGAGAGGUGUGGCCUUACUGCCCUGACUGUCAAGUCCCCAGGUGGCUCUAUCUGGUCAUAAGAAGAUAGGAAGUUGCCUUAUCCCAAAUCAGAUCAUUGGUCCAUCUAGCUAUAUAAGGGCUCCCCAGGAUCCCCUCGCUCGCUUGUGCACGGAGGAGAAGGCGGCGGUGGUGCAGCACUGGCUGCAGGCAAAGUCUACACUGACUGGCAGCAGCUGUUCCAGGUUUGAGGCAGGGACUCCCUCCUAGUCCUACCUGGAGAUGCUGCCAUCUCUCUAUUCCAGCAAGCAAGAGGCAUUAUUGCAGUCCAAGGGUACCUUCAAAUCAGGCAAAAACUGGGAGGAAGGGCGGGAUAUAAAUCUAACAAAUAAAUAAAUAAUAAAAUCAGUCAAGGAGGACACAGAGAAGGGGUGUGGCCUGGGAGAGUCUCGGGGGAGUCCUGAUGGCAUAAGUUUCAUUGCCCCUGCUUAAGAACCUAAGGAGACCACUGCAGUGCUGGAUUGGGCCACGGGGACCCACCUAGUCCAGGCUCCUGGUCUCACAGUGGCCAUCCCGAUGCCCCAAAGGGGAAAGCCCCCUGAGCAGGACCAGAGGUCCGCAGCAGUGCCUAGUGCAGUGGAUCCAGAUCAUAGCGUCGUGGCUAGUAGUCACGGAAAGGCAUGCACAUGCAGCUGCACAACUGAGGGCCACAAUAUUUGUCUGUAGCCAUGAAGAUGUGAGACAGCUGUGCUGAGCACACUCUCCCAUCCCAAAAAGGGCCAAUGAUCAGUGCCUGGGCUGAGUCAUGCAGCAGCAGCAGAGGAAGAGGCAGCCUCUUCCACCAAGGAGAGUUGAGAGUGUUUCCCUGGUGAAGAAGACCUUUCACUGACAGCAACUGACUGACAGCGAGGGAUUACACAAGUGUGACAUUGCAAAAGCAUGACUCACUCUGCUCCGUGCACUGGGAGUUAGGCAGGGAGGCAGUUGCUCUGCCUGUGAACUUUUACAGGCAAGCCUCUGAACACACAUGAUGUCAGCUAAACCACUUGCAGCGCCCAGAGGAGUUGCCAGUUGCUAUAGGAACGGUGGUGUUUUCCUGGAGUACAGAGCCAGAGAUAUCAUGCCCCAGCUGUGGAUCCUUUAAUUCAUUCAUUUAUUUAUUGGAAUUAUCGCUCUUCAACUUGCAGUCACAGGGCGGUCCAAAGAAAUAAAACAAGUGCAAACUUAAUUUUUUAAAAAAACUGUACCAAAUUAAAAUUGCAACAUAAAAGAGCAGCAUCAUAAAACAGCACAACAGGGGAAAACUCAUCCCACUCAUCUAAAGCAGGCCCUCCGCCUGCCCCCUCAAACAUUGGUGCACCUAGCGGUCCUCUAAAGGAAUAGCAAGAGGGAGCAAAGGUGCACCUCAGCAGGAGAGAAUUCCAUGUAGGUGGAGCCGCCACUGGAGUAUGGGACAAACAAGGUCAUAUUUAUAUAGGAUGGAGCAAAAUCAACAUGUAAGAAAAUAAAAUCUGUUUUUGAGUUAUUAUUGGAAAAGAAUAAGAUUGGGAGGUUUUCUAAAAUAUUUGAUGGCUGAGAGAUACUGGCCAUGGCAACCUCGAGAUUAGUAACUAUGAAGUUAUAUGAUUGCUUUAAAAUGUCCUCAAUUGUUUUUGCAUGUUUUAAAUAAGUUACUUAACUUUAAAUUGUAUUGUUUUAACAUUUUGAUGUUUGCUGCU